GGGAUAUAUACCUGCUAGCGAACCACGCUGCCUCGGUUGCAGCGUGCUCAGGACUCUCCCUACGCUCCGAGCGAAUCCCGCGCGCAGGCACUGCAUAUCGCUGCAUAUCGCCGAGUCGCCGCGGAAACGUAACGCUUCAGCUGCACGUGACUUCAGGGGUGGAUCGAGAUCUGCGGAUUAACCGGCGGUCGCCGAGCCAGAUGGAUCGGGGUGCCAUCCUUUCGGGGAAAACCAACAAACGCGCUACUUGUAUUGGGAGCGUUGACCCUGACCAACAUUGUAUAACUUCACUCGCAGCGGUCUCCUCUGCUCGCGCACAUAUAUUCCUUCUCACUUCAACGUCUGCUCUGUCAAAGCAUGCCUUCAAAUCUCCUUGAAGAUCUCCCUAUCGAACUAUUGCUCACCAUCAUCAGUAAUCUGCCGCUUCAGUCACUUCAUCGGUUCUGCAGAGUUUCCAAGUUUGCCAAUCACAUCAUCUCCAGCAAUGAGGCGCUUGUGUAUCGCCAGACUGCUCUGCUGCACCGGUAUGUAGACAGGGCCGACACCAUCGACCCACCGCGCACGGAUUCCAGGAAUCCUACGUACCCGCUCGUGAACACAACGUCAUGGAAACAAUACUGUCAGCUAUGCCUGGACUUGGAUCGCAACUGGGCCGGUCAAGGGGAAGUCAUUCCCAGGACCUACUGCACGAAGAAUGCAGACGUCCACCGCGUUAAAGUCGACGAAGACCGCGGCUUGCUAUUCACUUCUCACGAGACCGGCGGAAUUAUCGUCACUGACUUAGAGUCUGGGGAGAUACUGUGGACUUUACCUCAGAACUACGUGCGGACACACGCACACCUCGAAUAUGACAACGGCUUCCUCAUAUUCGAUCGCUUCGACAGCGACAAAGAAGUCUGGCGUCUGGCCACUGACUUCGAGCUCUGGCAAAUACCUGCCUCUGCAUACCCAGACAGCCCGCAGCGGAUCGCCUCCCUCUUCGCCGAAGCUCGCUACAGCACCAACAACCGGGGACACCUCAGUCCCUGGGCACUCUUGACCACCACCCAGCCCACGUUUGCGUAUCGGUUCGCCUACCCGACCCUGAUCGUCAUGUCUAUGGACACCGCCUACCUCUGGGAUAUCCCCACCUCGACACUCGUUCAGACCAUCCGCGACGCGGAGGAGCCGUUCACGCACAACGAUGGCGAUGGCGAUGAGCGCAGCACCAUCUCGUACGUCGACGUGAGCGCGCGGCACAUCUUCAUCUGCGGCUGGCACGAACUCCGCAUCUUCAACCGCUCUGACGGCACGCUCGCGCUGCGCAUCCCCUCGCAGCCGACCUUUGCCAAUACGCGCGUUCUGUUGUCCCACGAACGGCGGGACGCACCGACGGCCAUCGUCCCCUCAGGGCAGAAAUUCUCCCGCCUGCCCGGCCGAGCACACUCCCUCUUCCGUCCUUCGUCGCAGCACAUGCCUCACGGUGUGGCCGCCACCUCGUCGCGAUGCUCGCCGACAACCGACUGCUUCUCAUCGAGGAUUUGAGCGCGUCGUGCGCAGCCAGGUCUCCC
Messenger RNA from Fomitopsis serialis, 1550 nucleotides. RefSeq lists its product as uncharacterized. NCBI's taxonomy places the organism in Eukaryota, Fungi, Basidiomycota, Agaricomycetes, Polyporales, Fomitopsidaceae. The record is from RefSeq and is a predicted model, not a curated record. The coding region runs from base 358 to 1524 and encodes 388 amino acids. Gene Ontology annotation, molecular function: protein binding. The transcript has 4 exons.